This is a messenger RNA of Clunio marinus, 515 nucleotides long. The record is from the annotation of a GenBank genome assembly. NCBI's taxonomy places the organism in Eukaryota, Metazoa, Arthropoda, Insecta, Diptera, Chironomidae.
AUAACGGGGUAUACAACUAAAAUCUGAGUUAAUACUUGCACACCCAGUAGAUUGAAUCGUUUAACAGCGGCGGCAUAAGAAAAAAAUUGUAAAAAGAUUAUUUAAGAAUCUUUGAAGAAAAAUAUAAAUCAAGUUCAUCAUGUCUUACAAAACUAAUCCAAAAGUGCAGAAGGUGAUGGUCCAACCCAUCAACCUUAUUUUCCGAUACCUUCAAAACCGCUCACGAGUCUGUGUCUGGAUCUUUGAGAAUGUAAAUCUUCGAAUUGAAGGAGCAAUUGUAGGAUUCGACGAAUACAUGAACCUCGUUCUUGAUGAUGCUGAAGAAUACAAUGUCAAAACAAUCUCAAAACGCAGAAACCUCGGUCGUAUCAUGUUAAAAGGCGACAAUAUUUGUCUGAUCCAACAGGCAUCAGGAGGAAAAUAAUUUCUCCUUUAUCACUAUAACUUCUUAACUUAAGCUUCAAUUUUAUAAGAAAAAUAAAUUUUUAAAAAUAACAACAACAUGUUUUAUGGAA